CACGGCGUUCGGCUCCUGGGUAGAGGCUUCCAUCUCAUCCCUACCCACCCCCCCUCCUCAUCUUCCCUUUUUUUUUUUCAAUCGCCCCAUUGUUUCCAUUCUAUAGAAGGAGAGGCAUGGGCAUUUCUCUCAACUGUUUUUGCGAUUUUAGGCCGCUUUAUUCCUGCCGCGCCCACGGGGACUGGAGUUUCUGUGUUUUUUCGACGUGCAAAAACAUUGCCUCGUAUAAAAAGCCCGGGGGGGAUUUAGCAAACUCUCCCAUGUUUUGCUGUGUCUACUUUCUCUUGCGCGCGAUUCUAGCGUCGCUGCAGCCCACGGGCUUUUUUGCUCUGUUCGUGUUUAUGUCUUUGUUGUUUUCAAGAGGAAUAUAUGCAUAGAGAUGGGGCUGUGCGUACAUAGAAGAUUAGUGGUUGGUUGGUUGCGUUUGAGGGAAGGUGCAGGUACAGAGAGGAUCAUAUAUGCCAGCUGCGGUACAGCGGCGAUGUCGAUGGAUACAGAUGG
This is a messenger RNA of Mytilinidion resinicola, 501 nucleotides long. RefSeq lists its product as uncharacterized. The transcript has a single exon. The record is from RefSeq and is a predicted model, not a curated record. NCBI's taxonomy places the organism in Eukaryota, Fungi, Ascomycota, Dothideomycetes, Mytilinidiales, Mytilinidiaceae. Bases 117 to 377 code for a protein of 86 amino acids.